CUCGCGAGUCCGUGUGUGUAUUCUGCUGCUGCUGUGUGGUACACGCGCCCCGCUGCUGCUGCGAGCGCGACUCACUCACUCGCGACGGGGCUUUCGGAUUUCAAACGCGCGCGUCGACGACGACGACGACAACUCGACGAUCCGACGAUUUGACAGAGAGAGAGAGAGAGAGAAAGAAAGAGCAGCAGCCGACGACACGAGCUCUCUCAGUUCCGUGAUACUCGCCGAUCGGAAUUGUUGCUGCUGGCUGCGCUUUAUAUGAUAUUGUGUGUUUUCGAAGCGCCGCUGCCGAUUUUUCCCCUGUGCUCGGCAGAGUUUUUUACUCCGAUAGUGUGCUUCAGUUGCCAUCGGUGUGUUAUCGAUUGUGGUGUUUCGUUUGUGGUGAUAGCGAAUAAAUUUUGAAAGUUCGUGCUUCGAUCGAUUCGACUGGGGGCGAUUUCGAAGUGACAAAAAAGAAUAAAACGUUUCGCCGAGAUAACGAGAGAAGAAAAAAAGAAGAGUCAAUCUCCAUCGACUGAUUUGGCUUCACCGUAUAAGACAAUCGGUUCGAUAUCUUUACAACUACCGUACCAACUAUAUUCUAAGGAAUCGGAAGCUCGAUAAGAACCGUCUCUAUAUUUGCUUCCGAUUAGAUAUUUGAAAACCGAAGAAAAUGUCUAACGAAACCACAUCUGACGAGGAAUCAAUUCAAGAGGAUCCGCCAAGAUAUGAAAUUGACGAUCUUGACAUUGUCAAGACCAUCGGUACGGGAACGUUCGGCAGAGUCGUUCUAUGCCAGCAUCGAGGUAAACCAUUGGCAUUGAAAAUCUUAACCAUGGUCGACGUCAUUCGACUCAAGCAGGUGGAUCACGUACACAAUGAAAUCUCAGUCCUCAAAGAAGUCAAGCAUCCCUUCAUAGUCAACAUGCUUUGGAGCGGCAAGGACGACGCUCGGAUUUACAUGUUAAUGGAAUUCGUUGCCGGUGGAGAAUUGUUUACUUAUCUACGAUCAGCGGGAAGAUUCUCCACCAGCACGAGCUGCUUUUACGCCGCCGAAAUUGUGAGCGCGUUAGCGUAUCUGCACAACAAACACAUAGUUUAUAGGGACCUAAAACCGGAAAAUCUAUUGUUGGACAGUCAAGGCCAUCUGAAGAUUACCGAUUUUGGAUUUUCAAAGAAGCUGAUCGACAGCCGAACUUGGACUCUGUGUGGCACACCGGAAUAUUUGGCUCCUGAAAUAAUUCUAAGUAAAGGUCACAACAAAGCAGUUGAUUGGUGGGCUCUUGGAAUACUAAUAUACGAGAUGCUCUCUGGUUUUCCACCCUUCUUCGACGACAAUCCGUUUGGAAUUUAUGAAAAAAUCCUCGGAGGAAGAAUAGAAUGGCCAAAACACAUCGAUCCAGUUGCCAAGGAUCUAAUAAAAAAGUUACUCGUAGCUGACAGGACAAAACGACUGGGAAAUAUGAGACAAGGCGUGGAAGAUAUCAAAAGACAUCGAUGGUUCAAACACGUCGACUGGAGUAUGGUACGACUGAGACGCAUGAUACCUCCAAUUAAUCCGAAAAUAAAAGCCCCAGAUGACGCAAGCUGUUUUGACGAUUAUCCGGAGACAGAUUGGCGUUCACAGCCACCUAUACCACCUGAGCAAUUGGCUUUAUUUCAAGACUUUUGACGAUACGUUUAUGCGUAAAUAACUAUAAUUAAUUUGUAAAACUUUGAGUACAAAAUGGUGUAAAAUCACUUCGAAUCGUAUUUGCGGAACGAGAAUCGCAAAAACAAUUUAUAUUUUGAUACUAUUUAAAAAUUGUGUAGAAUAUUGGGAAAAUUGACUAGUCAACUGAAUGAUUAUGAAAGUUUGAAAACUUACCUGAAAUAUCAGCUAUUUUUAGGUACUUUUACAAAGCGUUUUUGUUGAUGUUAUGUUUUCGGAGACGCGACAGUGUUGACCACAUUUUUAUUGCGGUAACUCGUUAGUAUUUUGUUAUAUUACUUUUGUACAUAGAUCGUUAACUAUAGUUAUUCAUUGUGAAUGAUUAUUGAGAUAAACUAAAUAUAUAUUUUUUUAACUUACGCGUAUAGUCAAGAUAAAAUAUCUUUCAAACUCGUAAUAAAAGUGAUAAUAAAAAUAGGAAAUACAAUAAAGUAACUGAAUUAAGUAUUAUACAAUUAUUGAAUAAUAGUAUAAUAGCUGAUUAAAAUCUCAAUGCAUAUAUUAAAUAAUGAUUUGUUAAGUUUUUUUAAAUAUAUUCACAUCUGCUGUUAAAAAAGUUAAGGUUGAUUCUACUUUACCGAUAAUAAAUAAGUGUUAGAAUAUUUUAUUUUAUAAUAUAUAACAUGUUACAAUCGACUUAUAACUACCUAAAGAAUUUAUUAAAUAAAUUUGAAUAAAAUUGAGUAAAGUUA
Trichogramma pretiosum is the source of this 2382-nucleotide messenger RNA. RefSeq names its product cAMP-dependent protein kinase catalytic subunit PRKX (gene Pka-C3). Gene Ontology annotation, molecular function: ATP binding; protein serine/threonine kinase activity. The transcript is spliced from 6 exons. The coding region runs from base 653 to 1651 and encodes 332 amino acids. The record is from RefSeq and is a predicted model, not a curated record. Gene Ontology annotation, biological process: protein phosphorylation. Lineage: Eukaryota; Metazoa; Arthropoda; Insecta; Hymenoptera; Trichogrammatidae.